AUGACAGUCGUCCCAAACAUCGCUAGCGAAAGGAGUGUGGUCACUCUUAAAGCAAAACGUCACAAGAUAGACACUUUAAACUAUUCCAGUAUUCAAUAUGAAUACCCCGAGAUAUCUCUUUCUACUGAUAGUACCCCUUUGGUGAAGCCCACAAAAGAGUCCAAGCACAUACUCAUUGUGGGAGGUGGUGUGAGUGGGCUGUUGAUUGCCUGGAUACUCUUGGAUGAAGGAUACCGUGUCACCAUUCUUGCUGAUGACUGGGCCUGGACUAAAGAUUUCGAAAAGUCUCGGAUGACGUCGCAAGUUGCCGGGGCUUUGUGGGAAUUCCCCCCUGGUGGGUGUGGGUUGACCGAGAUUGAGUCGCCGGGCAAAGGCUGGGCUGCCAUUGAACACUACCGAGAAUGGGCUCUGCAGAGCUAUGAGUUUUACGAAAAGUACGAGCAGGUAUUCAACACUCAUGAGAGGAACGGUGGAUCUUUUGGUUUAAAAUUCACCAAUCUCCACCAGUUCUUUUUGGACGACUUCCCGCUCAGGAAGGAUGUGAGAAAGUAUUACAGGACGACGGAAGCAAAUAAGUUGGAAUGGAAUAAACAAUUCGACAAAGUCAUCGAGCCAAGCUUGAAUGGGCAAGAGCUCAAGAGCGCCUACAGCCACAGAGCUCCUAUUGUCAAUACAGACAAAGCAAUGGCAUAUCUUAUGGCAGUGGUUGCGGCCAAAGGGGCGAUCAUGGAAACGCGAAAAAUUGACACCGACAUCAGGCAUGAACUCGGCUUGCAGCUGUUGAAGGACCACGGGGCAGAUGCCAUUGUGAAUGCCACCGGCCUCGGUGCCAAGACAGUGGCGGCCGAUGAUGACGUUUAUCCCGUCCGCGGAGCUGUUCGACGCGUUGAAAAUACCCACAGAGGCUCUUUUAGACAUCUGAAUGAUGCAUAUUUGGUUCCUGCACAAAAGGAUAGCAACCAACACCCCACCAAGACGGUUUUCAUUGUCCCUCGCAAUGACGACGUUCUAUAUGUUGGAUCCAUUGUACAGCCCAAUAACAGUACCAUGAAUCUUACUCCAGAAUCGCCAGAAGUCCAAAUGAUGUGGAACCGAGCGGGCUCCUUUGUUAAGAACUUGCUACAUGCUGGAUUUGUUCCCCAAUAUGAAUUUGCACAGGGCCUUCGACCUUUUACCAAGAGGAAUGUCAAAGUUAGGGCUGAUGAGGUGGCGACUUUUCCGCUUAUUCACAACUAUGGUCAUGGAGGCUCCGGUUGGACUUUGGGUAUUGGUACUGCUCGAUGUGCUGUGCUUAUUUUGAAGAAGCGCUUGGAGGGAAUUCCGGCAGCCGUCAUCAAUGAGGAAAUUUAUGGAUAG
Messenger RNA from Trichoderma atroviride IMI 206040, 1356 nucleotides. The record is from RefSeq and is a predicted model, not a curated record. Lineage: Eukaryota; Fungi; Ascomycota; Sordariomycetes; Hypocreales; Hypocreaceae.